AUGCCCCGAGUCCGCGUCCCCAAUGCUAGCUUCAUCGCCAGCGCGGACCUCCCCGUUCUUCUGUUCCUUGCGCCGAGAGCCUUCGCCGAGUCACCAAUUCCAGGAAGUACCAGAACGCACAACCAAAGGGGCAAUGCUGCACAGAAAGAGAAACAGGCCCUCUUUGCGCUGCCAAAAUGUUUGCGACGGAUAGAUGGUGUUGGCGAGGCUGGAAAGCCCCAAUUGAAGUCUGAUUCGACAUGUUGCCAGCAUCUUAGGCAAAGGAAACUUGACGCGGGGCUCCUUCAGAUGCCUACUCUUUGGCGGAGAGAAUCACACCAUCAGAGUCCAAUUAAUUUUCUCUAUGCCGAAAUAUCCACUUUUGCCCGACAGCAUGCAAGGGCAUAUGCGACCACUGCGUCUCAUCCAAGUCCGCCGGCCCCAACUGGUCCACCCAAAAGCUACCACCGUCGAGCUCGGUCAGGCCACACCUCUUCAGUUCUGGCUACACACGCACCUUUGCGAGCUGCCAAACGGGCCAAGGCACUGGCUUUGGAAAGGGCCCGACUCCUCAAUUAUGUCUCUAGACUGCCGUCCAAUCUUUCACAGCUCCAGCGAAUGAACCAUGGAUCCUAUAGGUCUCUUUCUCGUCGUGUGUCCAACCUGGUCCAUUGGAAAUCGAGAUACCUAGAUCUUAGGAUGGAAGCCCACCGCUACAAGAAAAUAUUCUCUCUCAACCUAGCUUUCGCAGCACUCGACCGUGCCCUCUACACCUCUCUGCGGCAACACACGCGAAGCAUUGUUAUAAAACACGAUCCGCGAUGCGUGCAAUUGAGUCGCAAGAUUUUCCCACCCGAUACCCCAAUUAGUUCGCAUAUGGUAUGGAAAAACUGGGUCGAGUUUGAUGUCAGCACAAGAAAAGCCUACGCCCAUCGGCUGCUUAUCUACCUGUUGGAUCGCGUGCCCGGUCUUGCGCUGCGAUUUAUACAAGUCAUAGCCAAUGACCCGCUUUUGCGAGGUCGAAAGACACAAGCUAUUGCGGAUGGUCUUGGCCAUCUCUCCAAGAUUCAUACCAGAAAGCAGUAUGGUACUCGUCAAAAGUGGGGUACGGAUCCAAUGGCGCAUAAACGGGUGUUUGUUCCUGCAUUUGUGAACAUAUUUUCUAAAUCCUUGGCCAGCCAACCAGAUGUCUGUUCACAAGACUUGCUAUACAAUCUGGUCGGGCUAGCCGAAAUCGAUGAUCUCAAGAAGGUGUUUGAUUGCCUGGCUCAGCACCGAACGCGUAUCGGAUUCGACACCAUGUUGCACUACGCCAGCACUUUCGGCGAGGCUGGUGAGGUCGAAUACGCCUUGAAAUGUCUCGAGGAGUUGAGAGUGAGGCUUAACGAUGUGGCAUGGAAAUCAGUGGUCGAACGGGAAAGAUUACGCUGGACGUGUGCUACGAUACUCCGCAAGAGCAUGAGCACAAGCCACAAUUUCCACCAAACUCCCUCUAUAGUCGCUGCUUUUGUACGCUUGGGGAUCAAGAUGGACAUUCUGCUUUACAAUAUAGUCAUGCACAAUGCUAUGGAAGCUGGCGAUUACACCACCGCCUUCAAGGUGUACAACACGCUAGAGAGCAACAGGCUCGAACCCAACUCGCAUACCCACUCAAUCCUUCUCCAUGGGUGUACAUUACAAAGCAAUCCAUCUAUCUUCCAGGACUUUGCCCAACACUGCGCGGAUAUAGCACAGCAGACCAAGGACCCUUGGCUAGCAACGGAUCAUCUGUACUAUUUGUAUAUACGCCACCAGGCCGAUGUUGACGCUGGACACAGAUCUGCAUUGCUGUGGGACGCCUACCUGAGAUUUUUCUCAAUGGCGCCACUGGAGCCUUUCCUCACCUCGGGAAUGAUGAACCCGGGGCCUGCCAGGACGGAGCAAGAUGAAGGUUCGUUGGGUUCUGUAAGGCUUCCGCCUCCUUCUGUGGCUCUAUACGUGAUGAUGCAAGCAGAAGUUCAAUCGGCGGCGGCUAUAAGCAACCAGCGAGUCCUCAACCUAUACAAUAAGUUCACAUCGGUCGCUACGCAAAGCAAAGACCCAGCCUUCAAAGGCUUGGUGCAAAACCCAAUUGUCUGGAAUGCCUUCCUCCUGGCCUUCAGCCAGAAACAACAAUUUGCGAACGCAUCUCAGGUCAUCAAGGACAUGACGGAGAGUGCGGCAAAACCUAAUGUAUAUAGUUGGAACAUCCUGAUGCAGGCCUUCUUCAAAACGGGUCAGGUGCAAGCGGCUGAGCGCGUAUUUGAGAUUAUGCGCAACAGGGGCACUGAUCCGGAUCAAUUCACUUACGGCGUCUUGAUCCGAGGAUACGCCAAGGCACAACUAGUCGAGCGAAUAGGCGAGACGAUGCAGCAUCUCGAGACUGAGCAAGAGCUGAAGCCUGACUUGCUGCGGGCCUUGGCUGCAGUUGUCAACCGACGACAGCUCAUGCUAACGCUAGAAAAGGACCGACUGUACAAGGAGGUGAAGGCACACGAGAAUGCAGCUCGAGAGGCAGAGGAUAGGCGGGUUAGGUGGCAACCGCCCUUGUUUAAGAUGGAGGAUGCUGGUGUAGCGGGAGUAAGUGAAGAAGAGUCGGUAGGGUCUGAUGUGAUGGCCAUACCGCACACUGAGGAUGUGGUCAACAGUUCUGAACUCCCAGACACCCCUCAUCAGCAGCAAAAAGUCGAAGAUGCGGAUGUUUUCGGCCUCCUGAAAGAUGAACAAGCUGACCCCGCAGCUGCUCUACCGGCAUCUGCUACAUCGAGGAGUGCCCGUCCCGUCUCUCGGCAGCCAUAUCAGGAGUUGCAAAGGCCCAUAGGGCAACCCAAUUCCGCCACUGCAGAUGCCAGAGACCCAGAAGUCCAAUACAGAAAACUGCAGGAGCAAUUGGGCCUCUUUGGUCACUCACAACCCUCUGCUACAGGUCAGGACUCGGAACCUCAGCGUCCAGAACCAUUAGGUGCAAGUAUAGGCUUCAAGAGUGUGCUUGGCAAGAACAAGGCCGUAGUCGCCAGCAAAAGUAGCGUAUCAAAGGGACGUAUCAGGCCUAAGAUGAAGCGGGAGAGAUUGGACCGGCCCUUCCCCAACGGAAGCAAAGCAUAAUGGAGGCCUUGGUAGCGUGGCAUGUAGUUUGUAUAUGUAUUUAUCGUGACGUGUAUACAAUUCUUUUUUUUUAUCUCUCAAAGAACAGUGGAUAGGGUUACAUGGCACCAUGCACCAACCACAGAUCAAAAUUCAAGAAGAAAAACAAAGUUCCUCGCAAUGUCACUCGAGGGUGAGGAUUGAAGCCCACGAAACAACGUGUUAAACUCUUUAAAAGUCCAAUGGACUUUGUUCCGCGCCUUGCCUUGCGGCUCGGCACAAUAAGCCGACAAUCUGCGGUCCAUUACUCGGACGCCCACUUUCAGCCUGCCU
Bipolaris maydis ATCC 48331 is the source of this 3414-nucleotide messenger RNA. NCBI's taxonomy places the organism in Eukaryota, Fungi, Ascomycota, Dothideomycetes, Pleosporales, Pleosporaceae. The record is from RefSeq and is a predicted model, not a curated record.